This is a messenger RNA of Chrysochloris asiatica (Cape golden mole), 1500 nucleotides long. RefSeq names its product coiled-coil domain containing 105 (gene TEKTL1). The transcript has 7 exons. The record is from RefSeq and is a predicted model, not a curated record. NCBI's taxonomy places the organism in Eukaryota, Metazoa, Chordata, Mammalia, Afrosoricida, Chrysochloridae. Bases 1 to 1500 code for a protein of 499 amino acids.
AUGCCCGUGUUGAUUCCCCCCGCUGAACGCAGUCAGGACACGCGCGUAGGAGCCCCAGCAUGGCGCGAGGCGGCCGUGGCCACUACGCAGAAGGCGCACCUGCUGACCGAUCGCUGCGGUCAGGAGGCGGUGACCAUGUGGCAGCCCAAGGACAGCGUGCGGGACCCUCACAUGGCGCGCCAUCUCUGCCGCGCCGCCUACAUCCAGCCGUGGCGCUUCCGUGUGGAGAUGCUCAAAGGUGGUGGCACGGUGGAGCAGCCGCCGCCUGGUGAGGGCGUCACGCUAUGGAAAAGCAAGAUGAAGCCUCCGGCCUGGCAAGCCCGCCUGCCUCUGCCCCUGCACCGCGACGCGCGCGCCCAGCAGACAGCGGAGGUGGUGCAUGCCCACGCACGCGGAGUGCGCCUCACCGCCGCACGCCUGUGCCGCGCGCAAAACCAGAUUAAUGGACAGCUUCGGCAGCUGCUGCGCCAGCGUCAGGACACCGAUCGCAGGCUCAGCGAAGUGCGCAAAGGCCUGCUCAUUAACCAGCAGAGCGCCAAGCUGCGUGACUACCGGCCCAAGUCCGAGAAGGUUCCUGACAAGGCUGACAGCAUGCUGGUAUGGGAGGAAGAGGAGCUGAAAGCCAUGAAGAGGAAGAUGGAGAAAGAUAUGGAAAAAUCAGAGACCCUACUUAAGGCCCUAGCCUCCUGUCGGGACACUCUAGGCCACUGCUUUAAGGAGCGACUCCAAGCAGUUGAGUUAAUGAAUCAGCCGCUGGACAAGGUUCUGGAACAGGCCGGCCGCCAUUCAUGGGUGGAUCUCUUCAGGGUCCCCAGUCCUCGCAUUCAGGGCCAGAAAACACCGCCUCCAGAACCCAUGGGCGCCUAUACUCCAGAGUGCGCGGCAGCGUUGCAUGAAGCCAAGCAUUUGCUGAUGGAGUCCAAGGACACUUUGGUGGACAUGGCAAAGAAUGAGGAGCAAAUUUUGCAGCAACAGCGGCAGGUCAGCGACUGUGUGUGCGCCACGCUGGCGCAGAAGAUGCGCGAGACCAUGGAGCUGAAGGAAAGAAUGAACAUGUCGUUGGGACUAAUGAGGGGUACUAUCAACCGCUGCACAAAAUUCAACCAAGAAAUGUACAUCACCCGUGGGAUCAUCAAGGGUCCCUUAUCGAAAAGCCAUCUGGAGACUCGAGAGAAGUUGGACAGACCCCUGGUUCGUAUGUACCAGAGACACGUGGGCACCCAACUCCCAGAGGCCACGCGCCUUGCCCAGGGCACAGAUAAGCUGCAGCGCCACAUAGCGUACAUGGAAAAGAACCUGCAGGAGUUACUGACCGCGCGCAAGAACCUCAUCUGGGGCCUUCACUGCAAGAAGAAGGGAUACGACGUGGACUUUAACGUCGUGCGCCUGCGCCUGCGCCAGCAGCACCCGCAUGUGUGCUACGAGCAGGCCCAGCGCCUGAUCAGCGACCGGGACCCAGGCAAGCCAGCACACCGAGAAUCUGCCAUCGCCCCUCAGUGA